GGUUGAGGAUGAAGGGGAGUUCACCUGCCAGGCUCAGCACCCACUGGGCUCCCAGCACGUUUCCUUCAGCCUCUCUGUGCAGAGGACCCCCUUCUGCAGGAACCCCCUCUUCUUGCAACUGUGUGACUGAGAAGCAGGAGGGCUCCUGGCCACUGGUCCUCACCCUGAUCAGAGGGGCCCUCAUGGGGGCUGGCUUCCUCCUCACCCCUGGCCUCACCUGGAUCUACUACACCAGGUGUGGAGACCCCCCAGGGAGCGGGGCUGAGAGGCCUGACUGAGCCUCCUUCCUUUUCAAGACGGGACUGAGGUGUGGACCUGGAGCCCAGGGGGACAGAUAUGGGACAUCAU
Messenger RNA from Callorhinus ursinus (northern fur seal), 348 nucleotides. The record is from RefSeq and is a predicted model, not a curated record. Lineage: Eukaryota; Metazoa; Chordata; Mammalia; Carnivora; Otariidae.